Molecule: messenger RNA, 2541 nt
Organism: Vitis vinifera (wine grape)
Lineage: Eukaryota; Viridiplantae; Streptophyta; Magnoliopsida; Vitales; Vitaceae
Product: G-type lectin S-receptor-like serine/threonine-protein kinase LECRK4
Exons: 1
Coding region: 106-2454 (782 amino acids)
Biological process (GO): protein phosphorylation; recognition of pollen
Molecular function (GO): ATP binding; protein serine/threonine kinase activity
Source: RefSeq, a predicted model, not a curated record
AUCAAUGAAUUCUGUGGAAAUUUCAUUGGGAAGGUUUUUCCUACAUAUAAUCAUCCCAUCUGUUUUUCUCUCGUACCAAAUUUUCCUAUCUUCCCCGGCAAAAAAAUGGCAGCCACCAUACUUCUUUUGCUGUCUCUAUUACCGGUACACUUCUUGCUUGGCUCCCAUGCGGAAAACAUAAGCUUAGGGUCCAGCUUCGACACCAACACAAAUUCGUCUUGGCUCUCACCCUCAGGCGAGUUUGCUUUCGGGUUCUACCCUCUCGCUGGUGGCCUGUUUCUUGUUGGAAUUUGGUUCGAUAAAAUUCCUGAGAAAACCGUUGUUUGGUCAGCAAAUCGGGAUGAUCCAGCCCCUGCUGGAUCCUCCAUCAACUUCACGGUCGCUGGAAGCCUUGUGAUGACGGUACCCAACGGAACCGUCACCCAAAUAUACAACGGCGACACCAAUGCUGCAAAUUCAGCUUCCUUGCAAAACAAUGGCAACCUUGUCUUAUGGAGCUCUGUUUCGAGGGUCCUCUGGCAGAGCUUCGAACAUCCAACAGACACCCUCUUACCGGGACAAACGAUUCCUGCCGGAGACACCAGGCUUUUCUCCAACACGAAUGGAACCGUGGACUACUCAAAGGGAAAUUUCCAGCUGGAGGUGCAGUCCGUCGAUGGAAAUAUGGGGCUGUUUGCAUUCCGAUUCUCAGAUAGUGGUUACUGGUGGUCUAAUACAACUCAACAGACAAACGUCAGUCUUGUUUUUAACGAGACUACCGCGUCAAUGUAUAUGACCAAUUUAACUUCAAUCAUCUUCCGGAUGACUCGAGAUGUGCCUACACCAGUUAACAUCUACUACCACCGAGCAACCAUUGAAGAUACUGGGAAUUUCCAGCAAUACGUUUACAAUAAGGUAAAUGGCACAGGGUGGAGAAGCAUCUGGAGAGCAAUUGAAGAACCUUGCACUGUUAAUGGUAUUUGCGGUGUUUAUGGAUACUGCACUUCUCCCCGUAAUCAAAACGCUACUUGCAGCUGCCUUCCUGGUUAUUCUCUUAUUGAUCCCAAUAUCCCUUCCAAAGGAUGCCGCCCAGAUGUUCCUGUGGAACAGUGCGCAAACACCCCAUCUGAGACAGAGUAUCGUGUAGAAGUGAUCGAUGAUGCUGAUAUUAAAAACGAUAUAUUUGCAGAGUUGACUCGAUUGUAUGGUUAUGAUUUAGAUGGAUGCAUAAAGGCAGUCCAGGAUGAUUGCUAUUGCGUGGCAGCUACGUAUACAACCGACAAUGUUUGUCGCAAGAAAAGGAUUCCUUUUAUGAAUGCCAGGAAGAGCAGCCCUUCUACUGAUGGGAUACAAGCUAUCAUCAAGGUGCCAGUGAAGACUGAUGUUCAAAUAGCGGGGAAGAAAGAGCCUCGUUCUCAGAUGAUUCUGAAGGUAUGCCUUUCCAUAAGCGCCAUUCUUGCUUUCCUAUUCGCUGCCGCUGCAAUAUAUAAUCACCCUAUAGCUAGACGAUCCAGAGCAAGAAAAGUCCUUGCAAACCCUGCAGAGAUCAACCUGAACAAAUUCACAUAUAGGGAGUUGCAUGAGGCAACCGAUGGGUUCAAAAACAAAAUCGGAAGAGGAUCAUUCGGGACAGUAUAUAGUGGGAUUCUAAAUUUAGAGGAUAAGCAGAUCAAGAUUGCUGUGAAGAAGCUGGAGAGAGUGAUGGAACAAGGUGACAAAGAAUUUCUGACAGAGGUGAGGGUAAUAGGCCAAACCCAUCACAAAAAUUUAGUCAAGCUGUUGGGUUUCUGUGAUGAGCAAAGUCACAGACUUCUAGUCUAUGAGCUGAUGACAAAUGGGACUCUGUCUGGUUUUCUAUUUGCCGAGGGUGAGAAACCAUGCUGGGAUCAUAGAGCUCAAAUAGUUCUGGCAAUUGCACGUGGGCUCUCGUAUUUACAUGAUGAAUGUGAAACCCAGAUCAUCCACUGUGAUAUAAAGCCCCAGAACGUGUUACUUGAUAGUCAAUUCAAUGCCAAGAUUGCAGACUUUGGCCUGGCGAAGCUACUGAUGAAAGAUCAGACUAGAACAAGCACCAAUGUGAGAGGAACAAUGGGAUACAUGGCACCAGAAUGGCUCAAAAAUGCUCCAGUGACGGCCAAGGUUGAUGUCUACAGUUUUGGGGUGCUGCUGCUUGAGAUCAUAUGCUGCAGAAGGCACAUAGAGCUGAACCGGGUUGAGGAAGAAUCGGAAGAAGAUGACCUUAUUCUCAUGGAUUGGGUUCUGACUUGUGUGAGAAAGGGUAAGCUAGAGGCGGUGGUUAAGCAUGAUCCAGAAGUGUCGGAUGAUUUCAAAAGGUUCGAGAGAAUGGCAAUGGUUGGUUUGUGGUGUGUUCAUCCGGACCCAGUUCUACGUCCAACCAUGAAGAAGGUGAUUCAGAUGUUGGAAGGCACAGUGGAGGUGGCCGUCCCACCCCUGGUCCAUGCCCCAACAUUCUGAAUUCUACAUCUUUGAAUUUUAAGUCUUAGCCAGCAGCCCCUGUAUCACAUUUGAAGCUUGGAAUUUAUGUCUUGUUCUUCUUUUCAU